Messenger RNA from Alligator sinensis (Chinese alligator), 1145 nucleotides. Its product is annotated as myelin-oligodendrocyte glycoprotein-like. The record is from RefSeq and is a predicted model, not a curated record. Bases 217 to 636 code for a protein of 139 amino acids. NCBI's taxonomy places the organism in Eukaryota, Metazoa, Chordata, Crocodylia, Alligatoridae. The transcript is spliced from 4 exons.
CUGAAACAGUACCACAGAAUAGAAAACUAUGUAAAAUAAAGGAGUAAUGCAUGUCUGUGAUUAGUUGAAUACAUAAGAAAUUCUCAGAUUCUCACUAUCCUGGCAUUUUUCACAGCACUGUUUAAAGUGAUAGGACCUCAUCACCCCAUCUCUGCUGAGGUUGGUGAGGACGUUGUGUUACCCUGUCACCUGUCCCCCAGGAGGAGUGCUGAGGACAUGGAGGUGAGAUGGUUUCGGUCUAAGUUCACUUCCUAUGUGCACCUGUAUCGAUAUAGGAAGGAUCAGUUCGACCAGCAGAUGCCUGAAUAUCAAGGAAGGACGGAGCUUUUGAAAGAUGGUUUCACCAAUGGAAGUGUUGACUUGAAAAUUGCCAGUGUCCAACUCUCUGAUGAGGGGCAGUACACCUGUUUUAUUCAGGAUGAUGUCAUUACUGAGGAGGCCCAAAUGGAAAUAAAGGUGACAGAUCAUUCUUCCCAGAAGGUACCCGCUUGGAUAGUGGUCCUAGGUGUGAUCAUGGUGGUUUUGUUUGGUGUCAUUAUCCUGACUGUUUAUUUCUCUAAAAGAAAAGGGAAACAUGUGAAAGAAGUUGGCUGGAGAGAACUUGCUGCACUUCUAAAGGAAGGUAAUAAAACAUGAAAUAUCCUUUAUCAGUAUCCACGUAAGAGAAUGUGGCCCCUUUUCCUUGUAUGUGAAAGUGGAUAACUGAAGGCAUAUCGCAAGGUCUCCUGCCAUUCACUACACACUGUGAUGAGAGGCAGGUUUUGUGGCAUGACAUGGCACAUCCAGGCGUUAUCACAUCUCCUCCUCUUCCUCUGCUGGCACAUGCACUACUACCUGAGGGGAUGUCUGGCAGCAUGUUUCAGAGUUACACAGGGCAUGUGGGGCUCACACCUCCUACACAGCCAGGCCCUGCUCUGUCUCUGCAAAUGUUCAUCCCCUUUUGGCUUCUGCUCUGCUCUUCCUCUCACUCUUUCUCACUACUUGCUGCCUGGGAGAGGGACAGAGGCACACUUCGUGAAGGAGAAACAGAGUGAAUCAGUAAUGUAACUAGGGAUGGAUAAGUAGGGCACCAGCCUCAAGUAGUCUCCUAAUAAGAGAUUGAUUUAGAAGGAGUGCAAGAAUGAUAAAAAUGCUGCUAAAAAUGC